UUACGACUUGCACUCAAAGCAGGAUAAGUAAACUUUACUUCUUCCAAUAAACUCAGAAAUUCGCGGCCGGAGAUGUUGGGGCACUUUUGUUGCCGAAUCCGCGGAGCCAAACACAGCCUUAGGAUUUGAUUCGGGGAUUACAGUUUACAGAGAAAGAUGGGUAGGAUAGCUGUGGCAAUCAUUGUUAGUUUGUGGGUUGUUCCCAUCUCCAUCCUUGUCAAUCACAUUGUUCCUCAACCUUACAUGGAUGAGAUAUUCCAUGUGCCUCAGGCUCAACAGUACUGUAGAGGCAAUUUCAGAAGCUGGGAUCCCAUGAUCACUACUCCUCCUGGCCUGUACUAUCUUUCAUUAGCCCAUGUUGCUUGUUUGUUUCCAGGCAUGUCUUUAGUAAAAGCAGCCUCUUCGUUUUCUGAAGGCUGCUCCACUGCGAUUCUUCGCUCCACGAAUGGUGUUUUGGCGGUGAUCUGCAGUGUUCUUGUGUAUGAGAUAAUCAGACAUUUGAGACCAAAUCUUGAUGAGAGAAAAGCAAGUCUUUUUGCGGUGGUUCUAGCUAUGUAUCCUCUCCAUUGGUUCUUUACGUUUCUCUAUUAUACAGAUGUUGCAUCACUUGCUGCGGUGCUUGCUGUGUAUCUUGCAUGUUUGAAGAAGAAGUACUGGUUCAGUGCAUUGCUUGGUGCCUUGGCAGUUGUUAUUCGGCAAACGAAUAUUGUAUGGAUGCUUUUUGUGUGUUGCUGCGAGGUUAUAAAUAUUACUUUGGUUGGUCAAAGAGAUAAGAUAGAUGUAGAUAACACUGACUACUCAGUUAGGAAACAUAGUCGGCCAACUCCUAAAAACAGUGUUUCAAACUUGAGAAAGCGGAAGGUCAGUACUGCAGCAGAUACUGAGAUACAUUCAAUGCUGGCUUCAAGUGUUUCUUCUCAAAACUACACAUCAGGUAUUAUCCAUGAAACUAAGGCCAUCUUUCAGAAACUGUGGCACAUGAAGUUGGAGUUUGUAGUUUCUUUCAGUCCAUUUAUUAUGGUAUUUGCAGCCUUUGUUGCUUUUGUUCGUUGGAAUGGGAGUAUUGUUCUAGGUGCGAAAGAAGCUCAUGCAGUUUCUCCACAUUUUGCACAGAUCAUGUAUUUUGGUCUGUUUUCUGUUCUUGCUAUGGCUCCAACAUACUGUAGUUUCAGUCAAACUGCAGAGUUAUUCCAGUCAAUUUGGAAGAACAAGUCCGUUGGUUUCUUUCGAAUUUCCUUGGCACUUGUCGCUGGCUUCAUCUCCAUUCAUUUUUUCAGCAUAGCUCAUCCCUAUCUUCUUGCGGAUAAUCGGCAUUAUCCCUUUUAUCUUUGGCAGAAGGUCAUCAAAGCUCAUUGGUUGAUGAAGUACUUUCUAGUCCCACUUUAUGUUUAUUCAUGGCUUUCCAUCAUCACUAGAUCGGGGAAGGUUCAGAGGAAGAUCUGGCUGCUGGCAUUUUCCUUGGCCACUGCUGCAGUUUUGGUCCCAGCGCCACUGAUUGAGUUCAGAUACUAUACUAUUCCAUUCUUUUUCUUGAUACUACAUUCUCAUAUUGAUGAUUACCAAAGUUGGCUCAUCAUGGGGUUUCUGUAUACAGCUGUCAACGCCUUCACAAUGGUAAUGUUCUUGUAUUGUCCAUUCCACUGGUCCCAUGAACCUGGGACACAGAGGUUUAUAUGGUAGUUAGACAUACCAAGCGAGAUGCUAAAAGCUUCUUCAGGUCUGUAGAAACGGUUUUGAACACUAACCAGCUUUAUGAAAUGGACCAUUGUUGUUGA
Fragaria vesca subsp. vesca is the source of this 1775-nucleotide messenger RNA. Its product is annotated as putative Dol-P-Glc:Glc(2)Man(9)GlcNAc(2)-PP-Dol alpha-1,2-glucosyltransferase-like. The record is from RefSeq and is a predicted model, not a curated record. The coding region runs from base 157 to 1680 and encodes 507 amino acids. The transcript is spliced from 8 exons. Gene Ontology annotation, molecular function: dolichyl pyrophosphate Glc2Man9GlcNAc2 alpha-1,2-glucosyltransferase activity. Gene Ontology annotation, cellular component: endoplasmic reticulum. NCBI's taxonomy places the organism in Eukaryota, Viridiplantae, Streptophyta, Magnoliopsida, Rosales, Rosaceae. Gene Ontology annotation, biological process: protein N-linked glycosylation; dolichol-linked oligosaccharide biosynthetic process.